AUGGCAACAAAGUGUCCGCUGCUUCGUGAGGACUAGUUAGGAUGUGAGUCGUGACUGACGUUCAGUUUACUCAACAGAAGUUCUGGGAUUUAAGUCACUCUCAUCUCUCUGAAAUGAAGCCGGGAAGAAAGAAAGACUGCUCUUCUGAGAACUUGCUAUGAGACAGCCCGGGUCGCUUUUAAGAAAAGUUGAAUUUAUCAGAGAUGUCCACCACUGUGUCCCCAAAAGUGCCCUCCGCCAGCACAGACUCAGCGGACCAGCGGACAAUCGUCGUGGGUGCAUUCUGUUGUCUGGUGUUUUUCUUUAUGAUCGUGGUGCUGCUGUUGAUACUGUACCGGAAGAUUCCUCUGUGCUGCAAAAUGAGGGUUUAUCAGGAAUCUCGUAGUGACAUGGAAUCUCCUCCUCAGUACUACAACAGCAGACAGACGCUAGUUGGUUCAUCUGAUGCUGAGCAAACACAUGACACCGGUCUGGAUAAUGUGAAUGCACAGUCGGGCUCGUUGUUCCUCAUUGGUGUGCCUAGCAGCUAUUACCUUUCCUCACUGGAGCCUCCUCUUCCUCGUCUGCCCUCAUACGAGAGCGUGCGCAAGAAAGACAGACAGCGGCAGAUCCACAUGAUGAUCGCCGACCGCUUCGGCCUGAACGGACCUGUUGUGACAGAGCCGCCUCCCACAUAUGAGGAGAGCAUUCGUCAGUCCGUCCAGUCCAUUGAUGUCCCGUUUGACAUCCUGGCACCCGAGGAGCCGCCACAAGCACCGGUUACAGUCUCUGAGGCCGACACAGAUUUACCUGCAUAUGAAGAUCUACCUCAAAUCUCACAAGACUCACAAGAUCCCAAUAACACUGUUAAUUAAAGCGCAAGAAUGCAAUCUAUCCUCAGCGGGAAAUGAACAGCUGUUGAGCUGUCGCUGUGCUGACAGCUGAUUGCUCACCCUGAUGAGCCCGGCCGGCGUGUGCGAGAAUCUGCUGUGCUUGCAAAGGACACCAAAAUAGGGUAGGACCUGACCUAUGCAAUAACUUGCACUAGCACAAUACGAGAGGAGAAGGAUGUUGCAUCACCACUGGAAAAAAGGAGAAGAACAAGAAUAUGCAAGAAUUUAAGUUCUGUCUGUUAAAAAAUGACAUGAAACCAUGACUUUUCCAAGCCUAAAAAAUGUAAAAGUUACAUCACAUUCCAUGAUAUUAUAUUAUUUUACAUUAGCAGAGAAUCUGAUUACAUUUCAGAAGUGGAGAAUGUUGAUUUCAUUUUGAUUGUAAGCUAUGACAACAAAUGUUUUUUGAAAUGACAUCCAUUUAUGAAUUGUUCACAAUAACACUAGUGACAUUUAUUAACCAUAAAUAAAGUCUACUGUGAUUUCAGGUUUAAUUUUUCACAGAGAUGGCCGGUUCAUCUCAUACCAAAAUAGCAGCUGAUGCACUGUAUUGACCUAUAAGCACAAAAAGGGACAUUGAAGCCAUGUUUUGGACAUUACAGGGACAUUUUUUUGCAGUUCUUUUAUUACCAUUUCAUCAUCAUUAUUUGCUUUUGUAUGAGAGUAUAUCUUUUUGAAAAAUUACUUUCUUUAGGUAGAACAAAUUUUAUCAUUAUUUUAGCAAGAGAGAAUGGAAAGUAGUUUUAAUUCAAUGCAGAUUUUAACCAAACUGGUAAUUUUUUUUCAGUGUACAUGUUCCUUGUCAAACCAAAUGAUGCCUUGCUGAAAUUCCGUUUGUUGAAUCUCUUUUUAAAUUACAAAUUAUGAAUGUGCUUGAUUGUUUCACUGUGAAUGUUAAAUGUACAGUUUGUAAAAGUAUUACUCGACUUCCGUUUUUCUUCUGUUUCAUCACUAAAUACAGU
This is a messenger RNA of Labeo rohita (rohu), 1834 nucleotides long. RefSeq lists its product as uncharacterized. Bases 204 to 854 code for a protein of 216 amino acids. The transcript is spliced from 5 exons. NCBI's taxonomy places the organism in Eukaryota, Metazoa, Chordata, Actinopteri, Cypriniformes, Cyprinidae. The record is from RefSeq and is a predicted model, not a curated record.